Molecule: messenger RNA, 5181 nt
Organism: Miscanthus lutarioriparius
Lineage: Eukaryota; Viridiplantae; Streptophyta; Magnoliopsida; Poales; Poaceae
Source: the annotation of a GenBank genome assembly
AUGGAGAUGGCCCUACGGUCGCAGAGCCCUCUCUGCCUCCGGAGCGGGCCGGUGCUCAUUGUCCGGCCAACAGUCGCGGGCGGAGGGGCCACUCAGUCUUUGUUGAGGACUACCAGAUUUGUGAGAAGAAGGAUCAUUCAAUGCGUUGUAGCAAGUCCAGGUUGUCCUAAUAGGAAAUCAAGGAUGUCUCCUAACGUAAAAGUAGCUGCUUUUAGCAACUAUGCUCCAAGACUCCUUGUUGAGUCAAGCUCCAAGAAGAGUGAACACCAUGAUGGCGGACACCAUGAAGAAACUAUUGAUACAUACAAUGGGCUGUCAGGUUCUGAUGCAGCAGAGUUGACAAGUAAUAGAGAUGCAGAAAUUGCAGCGGAUUUGCAGCACAUGUAUGAGGGGGAAUUGCCAGGAAAUGUAUUGAUUAAUACAUCAUUAGGGGAAAUGGAAACAGUGGAUGAAGCUGAGGUUGAGGAGGAUAAGUUUGAGGUAGAUUUCUCAGGAAUUGUAUUGCGCAAUGCUGAAGUUUGGGAAGUGGAUCCAGAGGAUGAACAUAAGGCUAAAGAAGACGUAUUUGUGGUAGAUUCGUUAGGAACUGCACCAGAUAAUGCUGCAGUGGAAGAAGUGGUAGAUGAAGUUGAGGUUGAAGAGGAUAUGGUUGAUGUGGAUAUCUUGGGACUUGCCUUGAAUGGUGUAACAAUGGAGGAAAUGGAUUUGAUAGAUGAAGAAGAGGCUUUACAGGAGAACUUUGAUGUCGAUUCACCAGGCAAUGCUUCAAGUGGUGGAACAUAUGGGGGUGCGGAUGAGUUGGGUGAACAGCCUUCAACAUCCAUGGAUGGCAUCGCCCUUAAUGAAACACGUAGAAAUUUGAAGCCUGAGCCCUUGCCAAUUGUCAGGUACCAGGAACAAGAAAAAAUAGUUUUAAGCAUUGUUGAGGAAGAAGGGUUAAUUGUUGGUUCAUGUGAAGAAGGCCAACUGGUGGUAGAUUACCAUAAGCAAGAGGAAAACUCUACCGCUUUUGAUGAACAGAAGCAAUUGACUGACGGAUUCCCUGAACAAGGUAUAUAUAUUGUUCAGUUCCCUGAGCGAAACAAUGAUAUUGUUGGUUCCCCAAAAUUCUUGGAGCAAAAACAAGAAUUUGUUGGUUCCUAUAAACAAGAUCGAUCAAUCAUUGGAUUGCAUGAACAAGACCAGUCCAUUGUUGGUUCACAUGGACAAGAUAAAUCAAUUGUUGGUGUGCCUCAGCAAAUCCAGUACACUGAUCAAUCUAUUGCUGGUUCUCAUAGACAAGAUGAAUCAAUUGUCGGUGCACCUGAGCAAAUCCAAUCCGUUGCUGGCUAUAUAAAACCAAAUCAGUCUAUUGUUGGUUCUUAUAGACAACAUGAAUCGAUUAUUGUUGCGCCUGAGAAAGUCCAAUCCAUCAUCAGUUACAGUGAAAUAGAUCAAUCUAUUGUUGGUUCUCACAAACAAGGCAGAUCUGUUGUUAGUGUGCCUGAGCAAACCCAAUCCAUUGUUAGUUACAACAAACCAAAUCAAUCUACUGUUGAUUCUUAUAGACAAGCUGAAUCAAUUAUUGGCGUGCCUGAGAAAGUCCAAUCCAUCAUCAGUUACGAUAAACUAGAUCAAUCUAUCGUUGGUUCUCUUAAACAAGAUGAGUCUAUUGUUAGUGUGCCUGAGAAAAUCCAAUCCAUUGUCGGUUACACUAAACCAAAUCAGUCUAUUGUUGGCUUGCCCAAACAGCAACAAUCAAUUGUUCAUAUCGAUGAACGAAAACAAUCCAUAGCUGGUUUCCCUAAACAAGAUCUAUCAAUCGUUGGUAUCUCUAAGGAGUCUCAAACAAAGCAACUGGCUACUGUUGGGAUUCAUGAUGGAUUGCUUAUGAAGGGAGUGGAAGCUAAGGAGACAUCUCAAAAGAUUGAAGGGGAUACACUUCAGGCAAAGUUCGAUGCUGACAACUUGUCACAGAAACAUAAGGAAGUCUUCACUAAAGAAGCAGAUGAGAGAAUAAUUUUUGAGAAAAUUAAUGAUGAAGAUCUUGUGAUGAUUGAAGAGCAGAAAAGCAUAGGCAUGGUUGAAGAACAGAUGAUUGUUACUGAGGAAGACAUUCCAAUGGCUAAGGUUGAGAUAGGGAUUGACAAGGCCAAAUUUUUACAUCUGCUUUCUGAAGAAGAGAGUUCAUGGGAUGAAAAUGAAGUGGGGAUAAUUGAGGAUGAAGAACAGUAUGAAGUCGAAGAAACAUCUAUGUCCACUGAACAAGAUAUCCAGGAGUCAUCUGAAGAUAAUGUGGAUCCACAAGCACUACAGAGGAUGCUUCAAGAGCUUGCUGAAAAAAAUUGUUCGCUGGGAAACAAGUUGUUUGCUUAUCCAGAGGUAUUGAAAGCUGAUUCAACAAUUGAUCUCUAUUUCAAUCGUGAUCUAUCAGCUGUGGCCAAUGAGCCUGACGUACUCAUCAAAGGAGCAUUCAAUGGGUGGAAGUGGAGGUUUUUCACUGAAAAAUUGCAUAAGAGUGAGCUGGGAGGGGGCUGGUGGUGCUGCAAACUAUACAUUCCCAAGCAGGCAUACAGAAUGGACUUUGUGUUCUUUAAUGGACGCACGUUAUAUGAAAAUAAUGACAAUAAUGAUUUUGUGAUACAAAUACAAAGCACCAUGGAUGAAAAUUUAUUUGAGGAUUUCUUGGCUGAAGAAAAGCAACGAGAACUUGAGAAGCUUGCGAAUGAGGAAGCUGAAAGAAGGAAACAGACCGACGAGCAGUGGCAAAGGGAGGAAGAAAGGGCUGCAGCUAAAGCUGACAGGGCACAAGCCAAGGUUGAGGUAGAAACGAAGAAGAAUAAAUUGCACAAUGUAUUGGGUUUAGCCAGAGCUUCUGUUGAUAAUUUGUGGUACAUUGAGCCCAUCACGUCUAGACAAGGGGCUACUGUCAGAUUGUAUUAUAAUAUAAACUCAAGACCUCUAGUUCACAAUACUGAGAUAUGGAUGCAUGGUGGCUGUAACAAUUGGAUUGAUGGACUCUCUUUUGCUGAAAGACUUGUUCAUCAUAGCGACAAAGAUUGUGAUUGGUGGUUUGCAGAUGUUGUCUUACCUGAAAGAACAUAUGUGUUGGACUGGGUUUUCGCUGACGGGCCGCCAGGGAAUGCAAGGAAUUAUGACAACAAUGGAGGACAUGAUUUUCAUGCUACCCUUCCGAAUAACAUGACUGUAGAAGAAUAUUGGAUGGAGGAAGAACAAAGGAUCUAUACAAGGCUUCAACAAGAGAGGAGGGAAAGGGAGGAGGCUAUUAAAAGGAAGGCUGAGAGAAAUGCAAAAAUGAAAGCUGAGAUGAAGGAAAAGACUAUGAUAAUGUUCCUGGUUUCUCAGAAACACAUUGUUUACACAGAACCACUUGAAAUACGUGCUGGAACUACUGUUGAUGUGCUUUAUAAUCCUUCUAAUACAGUGCUAACUGGAAAACCAGAGAGUGCUCCUUCUCCAGUUUACGUUCCGCAAGAUGCCUAUAUGAUGGACUUUGUUUUCUCGGAAUCAGAAGAAGGUGGAAUUUAUGAUAACAGGAAUGGGUUAGACUAUCAUAUUCCUGUGUUUGGUUCAAUUGCAAAAGAACCACCUAUGCACAUUGUCCACAUUGCUGUUGAGAUGGCACCAAUCGCAAAGGUUGUAGGUCUUGGUGAUGUUGUUACUAGUCUUUCACGUGCUGUGCAAGAUUUAGGACACAAUGUGGAGGUUAUUCUUCCAAAGCACGAUUGCUUGAAUCUAAGCAAUGUCAAGAAUUUACACAUCCAUCAAAGUUUUUCUUGGGGUGGUUCUGAAAUAAAAGUGUGGCGUGGACUAGUCGAAGGCCUUCGUGUUUACUUCUUGGAACCUCAAAAUGGGAUGUUUGGAGUCGGAUGUGUAUAUGGAAGGAACGAUGACCGCCGAUUUGGCUUCUUCUGUCAUUCUGCUCUAGAGUUUCUCCUCCAGAGUAGAUCUUCUCCGAACAUAAUACAUUGCCAUGAUUGGUCAAGUGCUCCUGUUGCCUGGCUAUACAAGGAAAACUAUGCACGGGUGGUAUUCACCAUCCACAAUCUUGAAUUUGGAGCGCAUUAUAUUGGCAAAGCAAUGAGAUAUUGUGAUAAAGCCACAACUGUCUCUAAUACAUAUUCAAGGGAGGUGUCAGGUCAUAGUGCCAUCGUUCCUCAUCUUGGAAAAUUCUAUGGCAUUCUCAAUGGAAUUGAUCCAGAUAUAUGGGAUCCGUACAAUGACAACUUUAUCCCGGUCCACUACACUUCUGAGAAUGUCAUUGAAGGCAAGAGGGCUGCUAAGAAGGCAUUGCAGCGGAAGUUUGGGUUACAGCAAAUCGAUGUGCCCAUCGUAGGAAUCGUCACUCGCCUGACAGCCCAAAAGGGAAUCCACCUCAUCAAGCAUGCGAUUCAUCGAACACUUGAACGGAAUGGACAGGUGGUUUUGCUUGGUUCGGCGCCAGACCCUCGAAUCCAAGCUGAUUUUGUCAACUUGGCGAAUACGCUCCACGGCGUAAACCAUGGGCAAGUGAGGCUGUCCUUGACCUACGAUGAGCCUCUUUCGCAUCUGAUAUACGCUGGUUCUGACUUCAUUCUGGUACCAUCUAUAUUUGAGCCUUGCGGCUUAAUUCAGCUCGUCGCCAUGCGGUAUGGAACCAUCCACGGACGGAGCUACGUGGGGGCCAAACUGGGUCCUGGCCCCCCCUUGCUCCGGCUGCACUCUACAGGGCUCUUCGACACUGUCUUCGAUGUGGACAAUGACAAGGAACGAGCCCGAGCUCGAGGCCUUGAGCCCAACGGGUUUAGCUUCGAGGGAGCUGAUAGUAACAGUGUUGACUAUGCCCUGAACAGGCAAGCACAGAGUCUCACAGAGCCGCCCGGUUCACUGAACCCUGCGAUUCUUACUCAUCGUGCCAUUCGCGUGUUCCAUUUUCAGGGCGAUCUCUGCUUGGUUCGACGCCCGGAGCUGGUUCCACUCCCUUUGCAAGAGAGUCAUGGAGCAGGACUGGUCAUGGAACCGGCCUGCCCUGGACUACAUCGAGCUCUAUCGUUCAGCGUCCAAAUUGUGACAGUCCAACCAACAGCCAAUAUAAUGUGUUGUCAGAUCUCAGAUGCAGUCAUUCAGGUUUUGCAGGUUCCUGGGCAUUAUUGCUGUACAGCCUCCAUGUCUUCAGUUAGCUCCAUUCUCCGAAGAGCAUAG